Messenger RNA from Trypanosoma grayi, 432 nucleotides. RefSeq lists its product as hypothetical. NCBI's taxonomy places the organism in Eukaryota, Euglenozoa, Kinetoplastea, Trypanosomatida, Trypanosomatidae. The coding region runs from base 1 to 432 and encodes 143 amino acids. The record is from RefSeq and is a predicted model, not a curated record. The transcript has a single exon.
AUGUUAAAAGGCACCAUGGAGUGCCGCACAAAAACGAAACUGGCUUUCGCACCAUUCUCCAGGCAAAUGGUCAGCUCCCCGUUUUCAAUUGUCAAUGUGCCCUCGACGCGAUGGAUCUGCGUACUGAAAUUCGGUCUUUACUCAAAAGAAAAAGGAGUCCGACCGCAAUGUUCGACUAGCGCCCUGGGGCCCGACAGGCCCGUCAUUUAUUCCACGCCCGCCAGGGCCUGCUGGAAAGUGGUGGGUGACAUUGCGGUGGCUUGCUUGUGGCUUACCUUUUGUUUUAAAACUUACAUUCUGCGACGCUUUUUUUCAGCAAGAGAUAAUGAGAAGAAUGAUUACGGGUUACGGAAUCUCCUCUUAACGAAUUGGGUAAAGCUUGACCAUUCCUUUCGCAGGCUUCCAAAAAAAAAGAAAAUGCCAAUUGCGUAA